Diversispora eburnea is the source of this 120-nucleotide messenger RNA. Lineage: Eukaryota; Fungi; Glomeromycota; Glomeromycetes; Diversisporales; Diversisporaceae. The record is from the annotation of a GenBank genome assembly.
AUGGCUGAAAACCAAAUGGAGCAAAAUAAGAGUAAAAAUGAAAGUGAAAAUAGAACGGAAAAUUCUUUCUCUAAGAUCGAUGGUCACUUAAAUAAGAAAUGGUUUAUUAUUGCAACCUAG